Pundamilia nyererei is the source of this 2156-nucleotide messenger RNA. RefSeq names its product mitogen-activated protein kinase 14a (gene mapk14a). Gene Ontology annotation, molecular function: protein kinase activity; ATP binding. NCBI's taxonomy places the organism in Eukaryota, Metazoa, Chordata, Actinopteri, Cichliformes, Cichlidae. The record is from RefSeq and is a predicted model, not a curated record. Gene Ontology annotation, biological process: protein phosphorylation. The coding region runs from base 300 to 1235 and encodes 311 amino acids. The transcript is spliced from 9 exons.
CCCGCGAGAUUUUGCGCCGUUUAGCGAAGCGAGUGGGGUGAAAUCUCGGGCGAGCGUGAGAACCAGCAGGGUGAGGAGGAACAAAUAACGUGGAGACCUGAAAAGUGUGUGCACACAUUGCAGAACUUCACAAGAAGGCAGCACGGUAACUUUAAACGACAUCAGUUUCUCCGGGAACGAGAAACUUUUCGUUUAGCGCCACUUUUUUUGCACUUUGGUAAAGUUGAGCUCUGCGCGGCUCGGAGUCCCCCACCUUGGAGCAGAAAGUCGGUCGGUGGUCGGCAGUUGGUCCUGCAGGAAUGUCGCGACCAGAGAAACACGAUUUUUAUCGAGAGGAGGUGAACAAGACGAUAUGGGAAGUCCCGGAGCGGUACCAGAGACUGACCCCGGUUGGAUCCGGCGCCUACGGAUCUGUCUGCUCCGCCAUUGACAUGGAGACCGGUUUGAAGGUCGCUGUGAAGAAGCUCUCUCGGCCUUUUCAGUCCAUCGUCCACGCCAAAAGAACCUACAGAGAGCUGCAGCUGCUUAAACAUAUGAAACAUGAAAACGUAAUUGGCCUCUUAGAUGUCUUCACCCCUGCCACCUCUCUGAAGGACUUCACCGACGUGUAUCUCGUGACUCAUCUAAUGGGGGCAGAUCUCAACAACAUAGUCAAAUGUCAAAAGCUCACCGAUGACCACGUGCAGUUUCUCAUAUACCAGAUCCUCCGAGGAUUAAAGAAGAGUGUUCUGGGUAUAAUGUCUGUGUCCUUCUGUGUUUCAGUGGAUAUUUGGUCUGUGGGAUGUAUAAUGGCAGAACUUCUCACUGGACGUGCUCUGUUUCCCGGCACUGACCAUAUAAACCAGCUUCAGCACAUACUGCGUCUGACAGGGACGCCCACAGCAACUCUAAUGAACAGGAUGCCCAGCUAUGAGGCCAGAAACUACAUCAGCUCCUUGCCACACAUGCCCAAGAGGAGCUUUGCUGAUGUAUUUAUUGGCGCCAACCCACUCGCUGUGGAUCUUCUGGAGAGAAUGCUGGUUCUGGAUACGGAUAAGAGGAUAACGGCAGCUGAAGCUCUGGCCCACCCCUACUUCGGUCAAUACCACGAUCCAGACGACGAGCCUGAAGCAGAGCCUUACGACCAGAGCUUCGAGAGCCGGGAGCUGCAGAUCGAUGAGUGGAAACGAUUAACCUUUGAGGAGGUGUGCAGUUUCCAGCCACCUAGCUUUGAUGAUGAGGAUGACACAGAGUAAUGAGACGCGGCACCAGUUCAACUCAAGCUUUUGACUACAUAACUUAUGCUUUAAAGUCUCAGACACACACCAGCCCUUAUUAGUCUAUUGAGAAAACAUAACCAGAAAAAGUUGUUAUUCUUAUUUAUAAAUGACUUAAUGUUGGUCAGUUGCUGGAAAACGUCCCUUCUCGCCAACAACUAAAAUAGUUUUCUAUUUAAUAUUUAGACUUUAUUUCGACUCCUCACUGUGACGCUGAGAUGCUGAAACACUUUGACCUAUUGCUGUGCUAGUUUUUGUUUUUUGAUUAAUUUAUGGAUGAGCAUUUUUCUGUUAGUUGAAAAAGGAGUUUGCUAGUGAACCACUUCCAAGCAGUUGCCCCCAAUUCUUGAAUUUCUGUGACAGACGUACAUUUCUGUUUUUUUAGGUGUUUGACAAUUGGGACAAUGUGCCUUCUUUGUGCAGUCACUGAACUUUAAUGCUCACCAACUAGAUUUCUCACAUUUUACUGUUCAAUUUGAUUAAUUUAGUUAGAUGAAAUCUGAGCCUUUUCCUAUGUAGGGUUUUAUUAUUAUUUUUUUCACCAAGGCCCAUAAAUAUGAAGAGAAAUCUGCAUAGUACAUGCUUUGCUCAAAUUGUGUAAAUAUAUAUGUUCCAUGUUUUUUAAAAUUUCACACAUGUUCUGAAGCAAUCACUGUUAGCAUGUACGUCAAGACAUUGUGUGUGUUCGCUAGUGUGUUGUUGGUUUAUAUGAAUUCAAGUGUCGUGCCAUAGCUUUUAAUAAAAAUGCAGCUUAAAUGUGUAAAAGGAGGGAUUUGUAUUUAUACUUUGUGGAGCUGGUAUUUAUAAGCAAUCAAAGGAUCCCUUGAGCUAUUUUCAAUUUUGCAGAGUAACUACUGCUUUAAGUCCUUUGUUUAACAAAAUAAAGACUUAUUUCUAAGA